CAUUUAUUGUUCAGUCAAAACAGCAGAAAACCUUCUCGGAAUGUUUUGUUUUCCGUAGCGUUUAACUAAGUUUGAGUCCAGAGAGAUUUGCUUAAGUGACUAUAAUGGAGUUUUUCUCUGCUGCCUAAGCUAAGCUAAGUUUGGGGCGUUUUCGGAACCAAUGGAGCAGUGUCCCUAUGACCCUCACCACAGGGUCCCGGUCAGGACCAUGGAGAAGCACAAAGCCUCCUGCAAGCUAAAAAAGAUGGGCUACUCUGCCGAGGAGCAGGCGGAGAUGUACGACCCCUCCGUGAGCUAUGAGAACACCAGCGUCAGAAGCUUUACAAUGGACAAAACCACCCAGCAUCAGGUGAUCCUACAGGCGAGAUCUGCUGCACCAAUGAUGAGGAUGGAAGGAGUCUUCUGGCAAGGUCAGUACUCCGGUGAGCCGGUCGACGUGCCUCAGAACCACAAGCGAGCCGUGUGUGAUCUCACUGUUGCCGACCGAUUGGCUCUGUACAAUCAUGUUGUCGGCGUCAUCAAUGAACAGAAGGAAGCAUCGUCCUCCAACGACGAUCUCUACGUAGAUCUGGUGUCCAAACUCCAAAAAGAUGAAGAACAAAAUGAACCAAAGACUAAACUGGAGCUGAUGGCAGAAAUGAGGGACUACAAGAGGCGGCGUCAGUCCUACAGAGCCAAAAAUGUUCACAUCACCAAGAAAUCCUACACUGAGGUGAUCAGAGAGGUGAUCAACGUCCAUUCUGAGGAACUUGCCAGACAGUGGAAAGAGGAGGAAGAUGAAGAGGAGUCGAUGAGAGUGGAACAGUCUUCCCACGGGCGGCAGGUGGAUGAAAGACGCUCACCAUCCUCAGAGUCUCACCACUCCCACAGUAAACGUCACCGCAGCCGGGAGCGAAGCCACGAAAGGGAGAGCAAGAAGAAGAAGAGUAGGAGGGACAGGUGAGAAAGGACUUAUCUAAGGGUUGUGGAUGUGUAUGGGAAGUUCUAUCUUCUGUUCUAGCUCUCGUAUACCACACACCAAUUACAGAAACAACCACAUGACA
Molecule: messenger RNA, 1043 nt
Organism: Pundamilia nyererei
Lineage: Eukaryota; Metazoa; Chordata; Actinopteri; Cichliformes; Cichlidae
Gene: snrnp48
Product: small nuclear ribonucleoprotein 48 (U11/U12)
Exons: 8
Coding region: 161-943 (260 amino acids)
Cellular component (GO): U12-type spliceosomal complex; nucleoplasm; cytosol
Source: RefSeq, a predicted model, not a curated record